GUAAAAGUAAAAAUUAAAUUUUAAAUUCUUAGGCAACUCAAUUGACACAACAAAUGUUGAGUAAACGUGGUUGCCUAGAUCAUACUCCAAUAGGUUUUACAACUUACAACAUUGAAUUUGUGUUUUUGAUUUUGUUGACGUGAAAUUUAAUUUCACCAUGUAUUUAAGUUUGUAAAUGCCUUACAGUAUAUUGGCAAUUUAUGCUGUUAACUUGAGUUCAACGUUCAUAAAUUGUUAAAUAAAUUGGCCACAUUAUCCGUCGUGCAUGUGCUGUGAUAUGUGUUUACAUCAUUUAAAUAUUGUGUUAUUGUUUUUAUGUUAGCGUUUAUGAAUGGGUGUCUCUAAUGAGAUGAUUUCAAUUUAGGAAUUUAGUAAUCUACACACUCUCUGAUUUAUGUCUCUCGGUUUAUAAAGCAACAACAAUACAGUAUCGCAAUAACAAAAAUGUAUUUCUUGAAAAGAAAAUUUGGUGCGAUACCAUCGCAGGGUGUUUACAAGAUAUUAAGGAGAAAUUUAGGAGCCAACGAAUUUUUAGAUUAUCAGUUCAUCCAGAAAAGCAGAAUACCCACUAUGCAUUUCCAGAAGUCCUUACCAAGGCUGCCGAUACCUCAGUUAGAAACCACCUGUGAUCGCUACUUAGCCGCUCAAAGGCCUCUGUUAAUCGAUGAGGCUUACAGGAAAACCAAAAGCAAUGUAGACCAAUUCAGAAACACGUCUGGAAAGCAGCUACAAGAGAUGUUGAAAAACUACGAUAGGGUGAACAAGCACACCAGCUACAUAUCGGAAUUCUGGUUCGAUGCAUACUUAAGAGAUCGUAAACCUAUACCGAUCAAUUAUAAUCCUAUGCUAGUCGUGCAUAAAGACGAAAAACCGGAAUAUAACAAUCAGCUUAUCAGAACGACUAAUUUAAUUGUAAGCUCAUUGAGGUUCUACAAGUCACUACAGUCGAGGAUCCUGGAACCUGAAGUUUUUCACUUGUAUCCAAAAAAGAGUGAUACUGAUACGUUUCGAUCUAUCUGCAGUAAAUUACCUACUUCUGUAUCUUGGUACGGUGCCUAUAUGUUUAAUGCAUAUCCGUUAGAUAUGAGCCAGUAUCCUAAUUUAUUUAACACUGCAAGGAUCCCAGAAAUCGAUAAAGACCGGCUGUAUCACAAUUCGAAUGGAAAACACAUUACAGUUCAGCACAAAGGCCACUUCUACGCCUUCAGGGUGCUCACCGAGAGUGAUGAGAUCCUGCCAGCCGAGCAAAUUUUGGCUCGAUUGAAGUUUAUCUUGACUGAUCCACUUCCUAAAUGCGAAUUUCCUAUAGGCAUUUUAACAACUUUAAACAGAAACAAAUGGGCCACAGCAAGAUACGAGCUACUAGCCAAUAACAAUGAACAAGCAUUAAAAUACAUCGAUUCUGCUUUAUUUAACGUAUGUCUGGAUACUGAGAAUAUAGGAGACGAUCCGUAUGCUGUUGUUAGAAAUUUCUUACACGGUGAUGGGGAAAAUAGAUGGUUCGACAAAUCGUUUUCUCUACAAUUAUCCCAAGACGGGCAUGCUGCUGUUAAUUUCGAGCAUGCUUGGGGAGAUGGAGUCGCAGUAUUACGAUAUGUACAAGAUAUUUACAAGGAUUCAAGAAACAAUCGUUUUGUUACACCUGAAACAAAACCUUAUGAUGAUGAUAUUUCUAAUGUAAUAAGGUUGGAUAUGAAUUUAAAUGAUAAAAUCAAAUCCACGAUUAAUGAAGCUAAGAAAGAGUACAACAAGACAUGCAAAAGUUUGGAUAUAGACUAUUUGAUUUUCAAUAAAAUUGGUAAAAACGUAUGCAAAAAGCUGGCUGUAAGUCCGGAUGCAAUAAUGCAAUUGGGCUUCCAAGUUGGCUAUUACAAGAUGACUGGGAAAUUUGUUCCAACUUACGAAUCUUGCAGUACGGCGGCUUUUAAACACGGAAGAACUGAGACUGUUAGACCCUGCACGAAUGCUACAAAGGCUUUUACUCUUGCUGUGAAUUCCAAAAACAAGCCGCCUGUAGGUGAAUUGAAGAGCAUGAUAUCGGAGUGUUCGAAAGUUCAUAGUCAGUUAACAAGAGAGGCAGCUAUGGGUCAAGGAUUUGACAGGCACUUGUUUGCUUUAAAGAAAUUUUCCGAGAAAACCAAUACGUUAGCUAACAUUUUCGAGGAUCCCGAUUACGCUCAUUUAAAUAACAUUGUUUUAUCAACUAGUACCUUAAAUUCUCCUGCCAUUUUUGCAGGUGGAUUCGGACCAGUUAUUAGAGAAGGAUUGGGCGUGGGAUAUAUUAUUAAAGAUGAUGAAUUGGGAGUUCUAGUAACGAGUUAUCCUCCAUAUCACAAGAGUUCGGACUUUAUAGAAGCCUUGAAAGGUACUUUUGAGGAACUGGUAUACCUUUUGCAAAAGGAUUGAAAGAAUUCAUUUUAUGGAAUUAUUGUCUAUUUUGGGGUGGUAUUUUUUAUAAGUAUUUUUUUUAUUUUUACUAAUUCUUCCUUCGGUGCCUUCGAACCCAAUAACUAUGGAAUAUUAGAUUUAAGAAGACUGUUGUAUUUAGAAGUAUUC
Molecule: messenger RNA, 2556 nt
Organism: Phyllotreta striolata
Lineage: Eukaryota; Metazoa; Arthropoda; Insecta; Coleoptera; Chrysomelidae
Source: the annotation of a GenBank genome assembly